Messenger RNA from Desarmillaria tabescens, 1817 nucleotides. RefSeq lists its product as uncharacterized. The coding region runs from base 204 to 1676 and encodes 490 amino acids. The record is from RefSeq and is a predicted model, not a curated record. NCBI's taxonomy places the organism in Eukaryota, Fungi, Basidiomycota, Agaricomycetes, Agaricales, Physalacriaceae. The transcript is spliced from 7 exons.
AUGAACCAAUGGACAUCUAAAGAAAUUUUUUUUCUUGGAAAAAUGGGGUAAUUCUACCGUUAGCAUGGCCUAGGUAGGAGGCCAGUGCUCGUGGAGCGGAAUCACAUACAAUUGAUACACAUCACUGCCGUUUCAAAAACGAUGGAAACUCAGUGCUGAUUAUCCACACUCUCUUACCCUUACCUCACCCUCUCAUCCUCGCAAUGCCUGACUUCAAGUUCACCAUUGACGAUAUUAACCCUAUGAUUAUCUACGAGCCUUCUUCGGCAUGGAGACCAGGGAACAAGUCUGCUGACCCUGAGGCUUCAAACUAUUCGAAUAAUGGAACGUUUACCCUCUGCCAACAAAGAGGUGCAACGGCCACUUUCAAAUUCAAUGGAACUGGAGUAGGAAUCUACGGAGCGAAGCGAUCCAACCAUGGGACUUAUACCGCAAACCUGGACGGUAGUAUAAAUCGUUUUGACGGUUACUCUCAGAACAGCAUAUUCAAUCAGCCUUUGUUCGAAGCUUCUUCGCUCCAGAAUGGGCCCCAUACUCUGGUUCUGACCAAUACACAAACCAACAGUAACUUUUCGUACCUCGAUAUCGACUAUGUUACAUGGAACGUGUCCUUGGAAGACGAUAUACUCCCCCCAACAAUAACCUAUCAAGACUAUGAUCCGCGGUUUUCGUAUGAACCCUCCGAUGCCUGGACCGCACAAACAAGCGUGAAUGGAUACCAAAAUCAGAGCGGCCAUCGUACUACUCAAGCAAAUGCCACGGUCACGCUGACAUUCAACGGAGAAGAAGUACGGAUAUUCGGCCUCGUCGGACCCAAUGCUUCUCCCUAUGUCGUAACAGUGGACAACAGCACCGUCGGAACUUUCAACGGCACCACACGGGACAUGUCCUCUGGCGUCAUGCUGUACGAAACAUCAAAUCUCGGACCUGGACAACAUACCCUGACCCUUAUGAACACGCCAAAUGGCACAGCACAAACCCUCUUUAUAGCCUAUGCGGUAGUUACAGAUAAUACAACGGAUGUGUCUUCCGAUUCGUCAAGUCUAAGCAGCGGUGCCAUUGCGGGUAUAGCAGUUGGUGCUGUCGUCGGCCUGGCUGCUCUUGCUUUGAUCGUCUUCUUCUGGCGACGGGGAAAGAAAGAUAACCAUAGCAGAAGGAUGUCCUUGGACAUGGCUAGUCCCCUGGAUAUCCGGACGGCCUUGGUGGAUCCAUUUGUAAGCCAUUCAAGCACUGAUACAGGCUUCAAUCCAGCAGGGCCUCCCACCUCCGACACCAGUGCGUCAGUGCCUCGCAUGCGAUCAGAUUCGACAUCCUUGACGAAUGCGUGGCCUUCUCAUCCCUCCUCUUCCACAGACGGACCAGGGCGUCGCAACCCAUCCAUGACUCCGCUCAUGCUAGCAUCUUCUAGCGAUGAAGAUUCACCCUUCCCGACAUCAUCCUAUUCUACCCCAUUGACGGCACAAUCUCAGGCGCGGUCAAGGAAAGGUCAACCUACGGUUCUCCCGGCCUCUGAAAAUCAAUCCAUGCAACACCUCCCUGCUGAGGAGCUUCGGUCUACACGGAUGGUCGUCGAGGGCAGGGAGCAGGACUUUGGGCCUGUGCCGACGCCGGAUGUCGAUGAUGUGCUGCCUCCCAAUUACGAUCAGGCUAUAGAGCCAUUGCAUCAACGGUCAUAGCAUAUAGGUUUUAUUCGUGGUACUCUCUUAUUUAUGAACUUCAUUUGUUAUUUUGAUACCCUCUUAUUCCAGAGUAUUUAGUAUAUGCAUCAUCUCCCUGCACGAACGUCUGAUGGAUCCUUCAGUUGAGAAAAAAAAAUU